AUGAUGACAACAUUGCAGAGUAAAGAAGAAUGUGGGAAAGCACCAAAGAAAACCUUUGCCCCACCUGGACAAAAAUUGUGUAACCUGAUACCCUAUAGUUCUAACUCACCUAAAGAGGGCACCCUGGGGAUCAAUUUCCCAGAGGCAGACACCAAGCCAAAUCUGCCAAAGGCCAGCUUAGAGAAGAAGGAGAACGCAACCACCAAGAAUGGUCCAAGCAGUGGCCAAGAGAAAAAAGGAAAGACUCAAGACAGCAAGCAAGUGAAGAAGAAGGAAAAGGAAAAAUCAAGUCUUACCAAUGCAGAAUUUGAGGAGAUUGUCCAGAUUGUGCUACGGAAGUCCCUCCAGGAGUGCUUGGAGAUGAGAGCUAGCCUUUAUUUUGCAGAGACUUCCUGUGCCCAGCCCAUAGUGUAUGCCCAUGUAGACAAGGAACCAAAAAUUGCUGCUUCCACUGAUAAUGAUAAUGCUGAUGGAGUGGGGUUAAAGGUACCUCAUAUUCUAGAGAUUUCAGUCUCUCAGGAAGAUGGAAUAAUCCCUAAGAUAAAGACAUCUACAGCAGGCCAGCCAGAUCCUGUACCCUCUGAGAAGAGAUUCAGUAGACCCUCCUUAAGCAAAAGAAAGAAGGAAACUCAAAAUGAGAAAGUGGAGAAAGCCCAAAGUGGACAUGAACAAAAACAAAAUGACCCAUUGGAGACAACAAAUCAGGGUCAUUGUCAGAUCAGGAGCCAACAAAAUGGAGAAGGAUGUGGUUUUGGUCAAUGUCUAGUCUGGGUCCAGUGUUCCUUCCCAAACUGUGAGAAAUGGAGACGACUUCGUGGGAAUAUUGACCCUUCAGUCCUCCCAGAUAAUUGGUCCUGUGACCAAAAUACAGACUUGGAGCAUAAUCGCUGUGAUAUCCCUGAAGAAAUCUGGACUGGGCGUGAGAGUGAUGUGGCCUAUGCUUCCUACAUCCCAGGAUCCAUCAUCUGGGCCAAACAAUAUGGUUACCCCUGGUGGCCAGGCAUGGUAGAAUCUGAUCCUGACCUGGGGGAAUAUUUUCUUUUUUCUUCACAUCUGGAUUCCCUACCGUCUAAGUACCAUGUGACAUUUUUUGGAGAAACAGUCUCUCGUGCCUGGAUCCCAGUCAACAUGCUAAAGAACUUCCAGGAGCUGUCCUUGGAGCUAGCUGGAGUGAAAAAGUGCAGGAACAAGGACUGCACCCAGAAAUUGGGAGCAGCCUUGAUGAUGGCUCAAGAGGCAGAGCAGAUCAAUAUCCAGGAACGUGUUAACUUAUUUGGUUUCUGGAGCCGUUAUAAUGCAUCUGACAAUAGUGGGGAAAGAAAAGAUGUAAUGAUCUCUGGUUCUAACAGCUCAAGUCCCUCUUCAGAGAAAGAAGAGGAACUGGAGUUGGAGGAGGAGAAGAAGGAAGAGAACAAAAACCCACCUUUACCCAGCCCUAGGGCAACAAAAACCCAGACCAAAAAAAACAAGGCAAGAGUGUUUUUGACGGGGGUUGUAGGUAAUACAGGCAAAGCAGAUGGGCAAGUUGGGACCCUGCAAAAGAAGAUGAUGAAAAGAUCUCUGGGAAUCGAAUCCUUAAUGGGAGGAAAAGAAGGGCAAGCAAAUUCAGAUUCUGACCAGCCAGGUCCUAAGAAAAAAUAUAAAGCUCCCCAAAGCAAGGCCUCAGAAACCAGCUUGUCUGAGAAAAAAGCAAAAACUGUGCCAAAGGGCAAGACCUGCCCUGUGGUGGGACAAAAAGGGCCUGGACCCCAGGAGCUUCAGCCUCAGGAGGAUGGUGAUGCCCCACCUAAUGAUGAAACCUCCAGUGACCUGGACCUAGACCAACUCAUGGAAGAGGUUGAAAAAGAGCCUGAGCAGAGAGAGGAGCCGCAGCAGAGAGGGGGCGCAGAGUUCACCACUGAUUUCUUUGAGGAGUAGUUGUUGUUCUCAUGUUCGCACACCCUUUCCCUGGGAACAGGAGGGAGACCCUCUUAGAAGGGUCUUUGAGAAACAAAGUGUUGGGUUUGUUCAUUGGCUAAGUCAGAGUUGUAUAGUUUAUGUGUUAAUAAAACAGG
Molecule: messenger RNA, 2054 nt
Organism: Condylura cristata (star-nosed mole)
Lineage: Eukaryota; Metazoa; Chordata; Mammalia; Eulipotyphla; Talpidae
Gene: ZCWPW1
Product: zinc finger, CW type with PWWP domain 1
Exons: 16
Coding region: 1-1917 (638 amino acids)
Cellular component (GO): nucleus
Molecular function (GO): zinc ion binding
Source: RefSeq, a predicted model, not a curated record